This is a messenger RNA of Opisthorchis viverrini, 219 nucleotides long. RefSeq lists its product as hypothetical. The annotation marks the transcript as partial. The transcript is spliced from 2 exons. The record is from RefSeq and is a predicted model, not a curated record. Lineage: Eukaryota; Metazoa; Platyhelminthes; Trematoda; Opisthorchiida; Opisthorchiidae.
AUGUAUCCGGUUAUCAAUACCGCCCACCGUUUCAAAGUGGUUGAAACACUGCUAGAAGACCUCUGUGACAUCGAGAUCAAUGGUGAAACCCAAACUACCAUACCACUGACACAACUCAAACAACGGCUCAAGCUUUCUGCGGCUUCAUAUGGAAAUUCGCGAACUGGUGACAACUUCAACAAUCGACUGCUACAAGUUCUGUCCUACUUGGCUGGUCAA